Asparagus officinalis (garden asparagus) is the source of this 692-nucleotide messenger RNA. RefSeq names its product 16.0 kDa heat shock protein, peroxisomal. NCBI's taxonomy places the organism in Eukaryota, Viridiplantae, Streptophyta, Magnoliopsida, Asparagales, Asparagaceae. The coding region runs from base 180 to 602 and encodes 140 amino acids. The transcript has 2 exons. The record is from RefSeq and is a predicted model, not a curated record. Gene Ontology annotation, biological process: response to hydrogen peroxide; protein complex oligomerization; protein folding.
CGAUAACGGGUUCAACACAUGCGGGUUUGGUUGGAGUCUAAUCCAUACCCGACUCCAGAAGCUUCUUUCUUCUUCUUGUCUUCCUCAAACUCCCAUCUCCUUCUCUCUGGAAUCAUCACCAUCGCUCCCCUUCUUUAUCUGUAGAAACCCUCAAAAAUUUGCAACCCAAAACCAAAAUCAUGGCCGAUUCCUUCUUCAUGGAUCCCUUCAAGCGCCUCUUCUUCACUCAAUGGGCCGGGCCCACAUCCUCAGCUCCCAUGGACUGGAUGGAGACCCCAUCCUCCCACAUCAUUCGCAUCAAUGUCCCAGGGUUGAGUAAGGAUGAGAUAAAAAUCCAAUUGGAAGAAGGAAACGUGCUGCAUAUAAAGGGAGAGGUUAAGGAGGAGGAGAAGAGGAAGGAGAAGGAGAAGGAGAUGGUGUGGCACGUGAUGGAGAGAGGGAAGGAGGAGGGGUUUGAUAGGAGGUUGGGCUUGCCUGAUAACGUGCGGGCUGAGCAGAUUAAGGCCCGUGUUGAAAAUGGAGUGCUUACUGUUGUGGUGCCCAAAGAGCCUGUUGGGCCUAAACUCACGCCCAGAAGCAUCCCGGUGUCAAGCAAGCUUUAAAACUUUAUGUAAUCAAAUAAUAAAGUUUCUAAGUGUGUUCGCAUGUACUUCUAUUGUAUGGUAAAAAUGAAUAAAGUGGUUUUGGUUGUA